Messenger RNA from Macaca mulatta (Rhesus monkey), 2566 nucleotides. NCBI's taxonomy places the organism in Eukaryota, Metazoa, Chordata, Mammalia, Primates, Cercopithecidae. The record is from RefSeq and is a predicted model, not a curated record.
GAACACCACGAGCUAGCGCGUCUACUUCACAGGCCAGGCCAUUAACUCAACUGCCAAGGGGUCCAUUGUACCAGCUGGGUCAUGGAUCUCUCCCGCCUGAAAUCUGACUCCACCCACCAAAAGUCUGAGCCUGCAGGUCUAGAUUUCGACUCUGCUGGCCAAGAUUAUUUCUCUGCAGCCCAAGAAUUCGACUCUUUCUACCAAGAAUUGAACCUAGACUCUCUUAAUGAAGAUCUUCUUUCCCAGUUCAUGCCACAUGCCAGGACAGAGACCUCUGUGGGCACAUAUGAAUCCCACUCGACUUCUGAACUGGAGGAUCUGACAGAGCCUGAGCAAAGAGAGCUCAAAGCCAAACUCACUAAAUUGGAGGCUGAAAUUGUAACCCUACGCCAGGUACUAGCAGCCAAAGAUAGACGCUGUGGGAAGCUCAAGAGGAAGUUAGGCUUCACAGCUUUGGUAGGGCUGAGACAGAAUCUAUCCAAGAGCUGGCUUGAUGUUCAGGUCUCCAACACCUAUGUGGAACAGAAGGUGUCAGCUGCUCUGUCCACCAUGGGCACUGCCCUCUGCAGGAAGCUUGGAGGCAUAAAGAAGUCGGCCACAUUCAGAUCUUUUGAAGGUCUGAUGGGGACAAUCAAGUCCAAAGUGGCAGGGGGCAAAGAGCUUGGCCCUGACUGUCUUUCUUCUGCAGAGGGUGGAGAUGAUCCGCUCUCAGUUUUGGGGAGUGGGGAAGACCCACUCCAGAUUCCGGGGAGUGGGAAUGAUCCACUCCCAGUUCUGGAGAAUGAGGAUGACCAGCUCUGCUUUCUGGAACCAGAAUGAGCCCCCUUGGUAACCUUGCCUGGUACUAAACCAGGGCAAGAACCCCCUUCCCUCAUUACAUUUGCAACUCUGCCCAACAAAAACAAGCAAGUAAACCACAAUGGUAAAGUGGUUAAUUCCGGAAAUUGACAGGAUCCAGUUUUGAGAAAAGAACAUAGAUAUUUGCUGCUCUUAAGAUAGAGAACCCAAAGUUUUGUACCUGGUUAUUUUGCACUUAAGUUUAUAGACGAAAUGUGUCAUUAUAUUAGCUUUCCUGAGACUGUAUCUAAUGGACAAGUCAGUGACUCCAGAGGGGUCUUAGCCAAAGCCCAAGCUCUCUUUUGGAAAACUAGUCUAUUAGAAAGCCAAAGUAGAUUUCUGUUUAAGCUUGAAAGAGGUAUGAAGUAAUCUGUAGUUUUUUGUUUUUUGUUUUUUUCCCUUCCUCAUUUCCUUCCUUCCCUCAGUCUCAGACAAAGUCACCUUGAAAGCUCCACCUGGCCUACAACUUUUAUUUAAAAAGAUAAUCAAGAAAACUUCAUCUUCUCUGAGACCCAGAAAAAGAGAGUAAAAUAGUAAUAGUGCACUUAAUGUUACAUUAUUAAUACAGGUUUUGUAAAACUUGUUUGUUUUCAAAGCUCUGGACUAAGCAAAACAACAGCAUCAGUUUAGGAAAUUGUUACUACUUUGCACACAAACUGAAAUUGCAACUUUGCCUUGUGCUUUAUUUACAAUUUCUUUAUAUAUCAAAAUGAGUGUUUUAAAGUUUAACCCUUGAAGCAGCAUGUCUUUGCCAUAGCAGCACUUCACUUAAAAGGAAGAAAUUGCUUCUCUGGCAGUAAUUCCUAGUUAGUUACCACCUCCAGCUGAGGGGCUGGAGGAAAACAGGUAUAGCCAAAUUCAAGAAAGAUACACCCCUGUCUCAAGGAACAUUUUAAAAAGAAUGUCUGUCCCCUGUGAGCUGGCUGUUAUGUCUUUGAAUGGACCUAACUAUACAUUUUUGCUCUUAACUCUGCCCUUCUUUUUAGGUAACCCUAAAUGAGAAGGAAGCAGAAUAUAACCCUCUGGAGAGCUCAAGACAGUAGGAACCUGGACUGUGUUUGUUUCAAUUUUCUGAUAUCUGAUUUUCACAGGAAUAUACAUUUUUAUUGUUUUCCUUUUCCAUUUCCAAAAUGCCAAGAUCUGGGAGCCUCUUUCAUUCCUCUAGUCACACUGCCUGCGAUAGAAGUUAGUGUCUUAUUGGCUGUGGGCAGAGACUAGGACUCUUAUUUGCUUGGGUACAUUUCAGUAACCUCUCACUGCCUAAAAUAGUAGUCCCUCCAGCCUAAGAAGAUGAUUCUGUUUUGUUGACUCUUGAAUGCUCCCCCAACAUUCCUUUGGUUUUCCUAUAAGCAAAACCAAAUACCACUAUAAAUAUAAAAGCAUUUGGUAAACUGUAAAGUUACUCAUGUAUCCCAACCCUCUACAUUUCUGAAGACAAAAUUUUGCUUGGAUUAAAACAAGAUGUUUUACUAUUUUGCAUGUUUGAUUUUUAAUUUGUUGUGUUUAUCAACCAAAAUGGCUUUGUAUGCUGAAGAACAAGAGGCGAGCCUGCAGCAUACAAGAAAUGAAAGUAGUCCAACAGGCAAAGGCUUUGACAUAUUUCAGGAAAGCUUGUGUUAGGGACAAUCUCAGACUAUUAUCAUGGGCCAAACCUGAGAGAUGUUAUAUUUUCUUUAAUAAUUUCUAAAAUAGUAGUAAGUUUCCCCAAUAAAUUCUCAACUCUGUAAAA